This is a messenger RNA of Drosophila ananassae, 2707 nucleotides long. RefSeq lists its product as uncharacterized. NCBI's taxonomy places the organism in Eukaryota, Metazoa, Arthropoda, Insecta, Diptera, Drosophilidae. The record is from RefSeq and is a predicted model, not a curated record. The coding region runs from base 48 to 2657 and encodes 869 amino acids. The transcript has 8 exons.
GGCGCAUUUUCCAGUUUAAGUGCUGAAUUCAACCAGAUAGUACCUCAAUGGGAACAAAGGAUGAUCAAAAGGAUGUCCACAUUCCGGAGUGGUUGACAUCGGAAGUUUUCAAAGAUCUAAUCAAACAUGAGGUUAAGGAUUUCAAAAAGAUCAAGUCCUUGAGGGCGAGAGCAGGAGUACCCAGUGGCGAAAACUAUGCCACCAUCAUGCUGAGAGUCGAACUGGAUAUUGUAACCAAAGAUAACUCCCAGGUAACCAAGGCCUUUAUGCUGAAGCUGCCACAUUCGUCGGAGGCGUAUCGGAAAAUAAUUGAGAAAACAGACAUGUUUGAUGUGGAGCGCGGCAUGUAUCUGGAGGUUGUUCCCGAGCUGGAGCAGCUAUACCGGGAAGUAGGUGUCGAGGUCAAGUUCGGAGCAACAGCCUACGAAAUACCAGCCAGCGAUUACUACGUCCUCCUGGAGGACCUCAAGCCACGAGGCUUCCAGAACGCGAAUCGCCUCGAAGGCCUAGACCAGGCCCACACCGAAAGUGCCCUUCGUAAAUUUGCCCAGUGGCAUGCGGCCUCUGCCGUCAGGGUCGAGCUCAAAGGACCUUAUCCUGAAAAGUAUACUAAGGGUUUCCUGAGCAACGAGGAAAUCGUAGAUGCAUUCUGCAGUCGCAGUGUCAAAAUCUUUUUGGAACACGUUCAUUUGGUAAAAGGAUACGAGCCGUACGUUAAGGAUUUGCGUAUUAUAUCCGAGAAGUUACAGGAUAUUGUACGAGACAUGAAUGAUGUCAAGCCCGAUGACUUCAAUGCCCUGAACCACGGCGAUGGAUGGGCCAACAAUAUAAUGUUCCAGUACAACGAGACGAAGGGAAUAACUGAGACCUACUUUGUGGAUCUUCAACUUCCCAAAUGGGGUACCAUCACCCAGGACCUGUACUACUUCCUGUUGUCCUCCGCACAGUUGGAUAUAAAAACGUCGAAGUUUGACUAUUUUAUUUGGUUCUACCAUUCGGAGUUGGUCAAGCACCUAAAACUCCUGAAGUACUCCAAGCCCUUGCCCACCUUGAGAAGCAUUCGAGAUGACCUGGCCAAAUAUAAUGGCUGGGCUUAUGUCUGCGCUUCAACUAUUAUGCCAUAUGUUCUGCUCGACCCCUCUGAUGGGGCUGAUCUUGAAAAGCUAUUGGCCGAUAAGGACUCAUCAUUUAAGAAAUCCUUGUUUCUUAAUCCUCGCUUUCACAAACAUAUGUCUGUCCUUUUGCCUUGGUUGUUGCAUAGAGGAGCGUUGGAAUCUACUUACUCUGGGGCGCUCUCUUUGGACGCCAAACAGUGGCAUUUUCUCUUAAAAAUACCUAAGCUUUUGCAGCAACAUUUUUCUGCUUAUAAGGGGACCGACCGGCAAUUUUGUAUUUUUUUAUUUAAAAUGUCUGAGGAGUCCGGAGCCGUUCCACUGCCGUCCUGGUUAAAAGCCGAUCUCUUCGAGAAACUGCUAAGUGAGCGGUUUGGAGAUGAGUUUCUGGCAAUUAGGAGCUUCAAGCCGGUCGAUGGGCUCCAGCCCGGCGAAAACUACUCCACCAUAAUGCUCCGCCUACACUUUGAAGUGGAACUGAAAGAUCACUCCACCGAAAAUGUGAGUUAUAUGUUGAAAACGCCGCACGACUUCGAGAUGUACCGAGAGAUCUUGAAGAAGAACAAUAUGUUCGUAGUGGAGCGGGAUGUUUUCCUUCAGGUGAUACCAGAGCUUGAGAAGAUGUACAAGGAAGCCGGCGUAGACGUCAAGUUUGGCGCAAGAGGUUAUGAGAUCGCUGCCCCCGAUGACUACGUCCUGCUGCAGGACCUGAAGCCAUUUGGCUUCAAGAAUGUCGAUCGUCUGGAGGGCCUAAAUACGGCCCAUACCAAGUGUGUGCUCAAGAAACUGGCCCAGUUGCAUGCGGCGUCGGCCACUAGGCUGCAUGUCAAGGGCCCUUACUCCCAAAAAUACUUGCAGCCCACCUAUGCUGAUAGCAUGAAGGACUCUAUCGAGCAGGUGGCAGAAACUUUGGGGAAGUACUUUCUGAAGUGUCUGCCGCUUUAUGAGGGUUACGAAGAGUACAGUGAAGCCGUGCACAAGAUCCAGCCCAAGAUUGUGGACCUCAUGUACUCCAUGAACACCCCAGAUCCGGAGGACUUCAUUGCUCUCAAUCACGGCGAUUGCUGGACCAAUAACAUCAUGUUCCGCUACGAGGAGGAAUCAUCUGAGCCUGCAGAGACCUUCCUGGUGGACCUACAGUUGCCAAAGUUGACAAGUGUAGCCCACGAUCUGAUGUAUUUUCUGCUUGGUUCGACGAAAUUCGAAAUUCAGCUGAGUAAGUUCGAUUACUUUAUCAAGUUCUACCACGAUCAGCUGAUCGAAAACCUGGAGCUAUUGAAGUACCCAGCGGAGAAGACGCCCUCCCUGAGGUUCCUGCACUCUCAGUUGCUCAAAUACGGAUGUGUGGGCUAUCACACUGUCUUGAUGCUCUGCCCCCCGGUUUUGUUGGAUCGCACCGACGACGCUAAUGUCAAGGACUUUGUCACGGAGUCGGAAAAUGGCGAUGGCCUUAAAAUGGCCAUGUACUCCAAUGCGCGUUACAAGAAACAUGUUAGCGCCAUCCUAACCUGGCUGAACAACCGUGGAGCUCUGCUGGUCAAAUAAAUAAUAAUAAAACAAGUUACUGGAAAAAGUCAGUAAUAUUUUAUAUAAAA